GAAGAAGAGUGUAGCGGGUGCCUGAAGUACCUGCUUCGUUUGUGUUCUCGGUUUAAUCUCUAAUUUACAGGAUGGCACAGUGGGGGGCCAUAUUCUCAAUAAUUGUUGCUCUCGGAGGAGCAGCACUCUUGGCCUCCGUACACAAGAUCGAUGAGGGACACACUGGAGUUUACUACAGGGGAGGAGCUCUCCUGACUAUCACCAGCGGCCCUGGUUUUCAUCUUAUGCUUCCAUUUAUCACAACCUACAAGUCUGUUCAGACGACGCUGCAGACAGAUGAGGUGAAGAAUGUUCCAUGUGGCACAGGUGGAGGAGUGAUGAUUUACUUUGACCGCAUAGAAGUGGUGAACUAUCUGGUUCCAUCAGCAGUGUACGACAUAGUGAGGAACUUCACCGCAGACUACGACAAAGCUUUGAUUUUCAACAAGGUGCACCAUGAGCUCAACCAGUUCUGCAGUGUUCACUCGCUGCAGGAGGUCUACAUCGGCCUGUUUGACCAAAUUGAUGAAAACCUGAAGUUGACGUUACAAGAGGAUCUAACAUCCAUGGCACCUGGACUAAUCAUACAGGCGGUGCGCGUUACAAAGCCCAACAUCCCAGAGAGCAUUCGCCGUAACUAUGAGCUCAUGGAGAGCGAGAAGACCAAGCUGUUGAUCUCUGCACAGACGCAGAAGGUUGUGGAGAAGGAGGCAGAGACCGAAAGGAUCAAAGCUGUGAUAGAGGCUGAGAAAUUGGCACAAGUGGCAGAGAUCAAGUUUGAACAGAAAGUCAUGGAGAAGGAAACGGAGAAAAAGAUUUCUCAAAUUGAAGAUGGAGCUUUCCUGGCCCGGAUGAGAGCCAGGGCAGAUGCAGACUUCUAUACAGCGCAGAAAGCCGCCGAUGCCAAUAAGAUGAAGUUAACACCAGAGUACCUGCAGCUAAUGAAGUUCAAGGCCAUCGCAGCCAACAGUAAGAUCUACUUUGGGAACGACAUACCCCAGAUGUUUGUGGACUCUGGCUCUGCAGGGAGCUCCAUUAAAACCUCCGCAGCCAUGGACAUUAUGGCUGAGCAGAUCCUGGACCUGGAUUAAGUAGUGGGACGCACAGGACCACCCAGGGGUGGGGGACUGUCUGUUGGAGGGCAGUAGCCUGACCCACAGGCUGCCAGGUUCAUCUGCUGACUCCGAGAAGUUCUGCUGACAAGGGCCGGUAUUUCUCAAAUAUCUCAGAAUCACUGCUAGAAGCCAUGUUAAAAGUUCAUUAGAAAGUUGACAAAAAAUCACUAUAAAUUAAAAUUCCUCUUCCUCAGAGAAGAGCACUGGAGAUAUUUUCCUACUCUCGUUGUUCUGAUUAGCAAUGGCACCAUCUACUCAGAACCAUAAUAUAGGUGGAGGAAAAACUAGAUGAUAGAGCAUCACCCAUGGAUGACAAGCCCCUUUAAAACUGACAUUAGCCAACGCAGCACAUUUUUAUUUCGUAAUUUAGCCUCUGCACAGCUUUAAUUGCCCAUGUGGCAAGUGUACCCACUUACAACAAAACCAAAAUCUUCUCUCACUGCUUGUGUGUUAAACUGUGUUAUCCAUCUUGUGACGUGUUGAGCAUUAAAGUAGUGAUAUUUGUUAACUGUUGUUGCGCUGCAUUGUCCUUGUUACAUGAAUUGACCAUUUGCUAAAAGUCUCAUUCCUCUGAAGCCAUUUUCAGACCUGAACUCAGAACGCUACGUGAACGCCUUUCACUUAUGAAAACUGCGGCAGGAGAUUUUCAAUGCGGCAGGUGACAGGAAGCGCAGCAUAAAAAGAGACGGGGCUUAAUGUUAAAAAUUCCAACGCUGAUCACGUUUUUGCUCACAGCACAUUGACACUAGUGUUGAUAUGCUGCUCAAAGCAUCCUGAAACAGACACUUUUAGCAUUUUUGUUUCUGUAGCUAUGUUGGUAAACUAGCGCCAACAUGAGCGCCAUCAGCUGGUUGAAAUGAGGACUACAGCUGACUUUCUAAUAUUGCCAACUAAUUUAUACGAUUCUGACAAGAAUAAUGUUAAUGAUAUAAAUCCAUCAUCAAUUACACAAUGUUCCCUGAGUAGCCCCAAUAGAAUGGUGACGAAUUAAUGAAUGAAUUAUCUGUUAUUGUUGCUUUGCUUGUUUUUUUAUGUGAAACACCUUUAAUAGAAUGUAUUUAAUUAAUUUUUGAGAUUAUUAAUUUAAGAUAGAAUUCUUAAUGAAAAAACUUAUUGUUGACAUUUCUAUGAAUAAUUACAUUUUCUUAUUCAACUUUCUGUCCAUUUUUGGGUUUGGCUCAUAAACAUAUAUGUUGAUCAAAUGUGUAAACAGAUAUUGGAAUAAAUCAAAGAAAUCAAAGUUGCAAAAAAAGGCCCAGAUUACCAGAAUUCGCUCCUUUCAAUACAGAUUACCACUCUUUCUACAUCCCCAUCAACACCACCUUUUAGAGGGGUUGACAAAAUGCAAAAAGAGCUGUUUAGAUCUAGAUAAUCUUUUUUUAGGAAACCUAGUUGAUGUCAGUGAUCAUUUUAUAAUACCAAUAUUUAAAAUGAUUAAAAUGUUGACAGAAUGGAGCAAAUAUAUGCGUCACCCUGAGGAUGAUGUUCUGGGAUUCUGAACAGGCUGAAAAAUACUGGCCCAAAUCAGAUCUGUCACUGAAGACAAAUCCCAGGGAAGAUGAAUGUACUGUGUGACUGUCGGCACCAACAUCGUUUCCAUUUGUUUUUAUAUGUUUUUGUAAAAUUUCUCUUCAGCAUUGAUGACUUAUUGAAAUGACUUCGGACCAUGUUUUUGCUGUUGAUGUAUAAACAAGUUUGUGUGUCAGACUGAACCUGUAGUGGAGACGAUGUUUGUGCAAUUGUUUGUUUAAUGUUUUGCAUCAGGAUUUUUAUUGAAAAAAAAAAUAGAUGGAGUUGAUGUGACGAUGAAGCAGCAUUUUGUACUUUUGUUUGAUAACCAAACUAUAGAUAUGUAACAUCAGCUCCAUUUUAGCCAUUUUUAAGGAUAAUUAUAGAAAGCAUCGCAUGUGUGUCAUGUAAGAAUCUCUACAGGACACGUAGUUUCCAAGUAGAGAUUUUUCUUUGAGCCUUCGGCAACAUGACCCACCGUCCAGUAGGAGGCAGAGGUUGUAGGAUGUGAGAUGAAGAAAGCUAUAAUAUGUAAGUCAUAGUCUGUAGGAGUCAAUUAUUCUCUGUGGACACUUGAAACCUUUUCAUAGACAUCUUGAGAUGAUCAGGACCAAAAAACCCGUUGUUUACUUUGUCCAAUUUGUCCAACUGUUGACAAAAGGUUCAUGUUUGAUUGUCAGUUUUGUGUUGUGGCACAGAAUGCAAGUUAGUGACCAAAUGAAAAAGAACCACGCAACACACUGUCAACAUCAGACUCAUUUCAUUUCAUAGCUCAAGGUUUAGUAAGGAGUUAACAAACCACAUUUGUUUAAGUCAUGUUUCGCAACUGAUUCAGGGAAAUUGGUUUACUUUUUUUUCCAGAGUCUUUAGCACUAAGCUAAGAAGCUUUUAUCCUGAAUUCACUUUAACCUUCUACAAACAGAUAUUAUGUUCUUAAUCACUCCAAUCUGCUGAUUUCCUCAAAAGUUGUUCUAGUUAACCCUCAAAGUGACGACUGUCAUUUUAGUUCUUCUUGGAUUGAUUUAGAAUUAUGACGAUUUGAAGGGCCAAUGCUUUUGCACUGAUUUUAAUAGUUUGUGCAAUUUGGAUUUUGUCAUUAGAUAAUAAAGCACUAUGGGUUAUUGUGGGAGACUGGCAUUAUGAAGACUUUUGUUAUGUAUAUUUAAAGUGCACUGUGAUCUAGGAUGAUUAUUCUUAUUAUUACAAUUGUAUAAAAGACAAUAAGUGUGUUUUGAACCCAAUAAAAUGUUGAAUAUCUAAACAA
Molecule: messenger RNA, 3867 nt
Organism: Limanda limanda (common dab)
Lineage: Eukaryota; Metazoa; Chordata; Actinopteri; Pleuronectiformes; Pleuronectidae
Gene: erlin2
Product: ER lipid raft associated 2
Exons: 12
Coding region: 72-1070 (332 amino acids)
Biological process (GO): SREBP signaling pathway
Cellular component (GO): endoplasmic reticulum membrane; endoplasmic reticulum
Molecular function (GO): ubiquitin protein ligase binding; cholesterol binding
Source: RefSeq, a predicted model, not a curated record